AUGGGCAGCUGUGUGAAAAUACGCGUGCAUCGGGGUUCGAGCCAUAGAAUACCAGACGGACGCUUCAAUAAUUCAGUCAUUAUACACCAUGGGGCGAGAUGGUCCAAGUGGUUAGAGUGCGAAUUGACUGACCGGUAUGUCUGUGGUUCGACCCCAACCUCUGCCUCUCGACUUCCCCUGUCUAGACUUGGGCAACCUGGCAAUAUCCCAGCCCUCGUGCAACCUUCAAGUGGCAUGGCAGUUAGGCACCGGAAGGGUGCUACAGCUGAACGAUACUACCAUGUCAAUGUGAUUGUGCGUAUGUAUAAACGAAGAGGCAUAUGUGAUUCCAGCAUUGUGUCAGUUUCAGAUUUCAUCUACAUUAAAACCACACUUCCAACUGGCCCCCGUGAGCAAUCGCAACGAAAAGGUCUCAUCGUCCUGUACGACAUGCGUGACACCAAGUACUCCAAUUUCGAUUAUUACCUGUGCAUCAAGCUACUCAAUUUAUUCAAGGGUUCCUACCCGGCCCGGUUGCGCAAGGUCAUCAUUAUCGAAGCUCCAUUCUGGUUCCGCGCACCUUUUGGCGUUCUGCGCUUGUUUGUAAAGGAGAAGAUGCGGGACCGAGGGACGAGAUGGCCCAAGUGGUUAGAGCGCGAAUUUACUGACCGGAAGUUCCGCCGUUCGAACCCGACUUCCGCCACUCGCAUUNCAUUCGAACCCGACUUCCGCCACUCGACUUCUCCUGUCUAG
Opisthorchis viverrini is the source of this 732-nucleotide messenger RNA. RefSeq lists its product as hypothetical. NCBI's taxonomy places the organism in Eukaryota, Metazoa, Platyhelminthes, Trematoda, Opisthorchiida, Opisthorchiidae. The transcript is spliced from 4 exons. The coding region runs from base 1 to 732 and encodes 243 amino acids. The record is from RefSeq and is a predicted model, not a curated record.